Blepharisma stoltei is the source of this 4275-nucleotide messenger RNA. The record is from the annotation of a GenBank genome assembly. Lineage: Eukaryota; Ciliophora; Heterotrichea; Heterotrichida; Blepharismidae.
AUGGAGGCUUGUCUACGUCAUCUUGCCUUAAUUGUUCUAAAUUUAUUGACUUGCUAUUCAGUUGAAUAUACAAAAAAUGGCGGACGUGUCAACCUACCCUCUUGGAGCAACAAUCCAGACCUUAUGGGUACAGUGAACUGAGACGGACUCUAAGAAUCAAAUUCAGGCUCAAGAGAUGUAUAUACUGUAGGUUUUGGUUGCCUUCCUGUGGUUGAAAAUGGAGGUGCUCAACAACAUGCUUUGGAUCCGAGGUCCAAUGGGCAUUUUUUUUUAUAGAGAAACUGGGGGUUUCGGCUUAGGCUAUAUUGGGGUAGUCUUUUUCCUGUAGCUUUCGAAGAAAGGCAUUUCGGCACCCCACAGACUCCAAGGAGAUCCUCCCGUAGUAACAAAAAUCCAUAGCCCUUCCACUCAAGACUGUAGCCGCAAGGAGGAGACAGAAGAUACCAAAGUGGCAUCCACCUUCAGGGAAAGACCCUAUGGGUUGGAGUCGAAAAGCGGUUCAACCUCCCGUACGAAAGGUCUUUGGUGACUGCAUAACCAAUAUGGCUAUUCCUGCUAAGUUUAAUCUCAUAUUCACUUGACCCUUCAACUAUUGUGAUGGCUAUCAACUCUGGAGGCUCAGCUUACACUUCCUUCUAUGGGUUUUCAUAUUCUGCCGAUACUUAUUCAACUGGAGGGACUAUUUAUGUAGUCGGUGGCUCUGUAGCUAACACCAAGGACGAUUCUAUGUACUUGUCUGAGCGAUACGCCAAAACUAGCUGGGGAUAUAGCCUUCCUCUCAGCACAGAUGGGACUUAUGUGCUAAUUCUCCAGUUCUGCGAUAUUUUAUUUACGACUACAAAUAUAGCGUUUUCACCACUAUAGAUCACUAUGACUUUCAAAAUAUAUAAAUUAUUUUGCCUAUGAAUAUUAAAUACUGCAUAGUUUUUUCUAAAAACCUGGUGAUUAUGCAGGAAAAUAUUUACCUGUAGCCAUUUAAAUAGAUUAGAUAUACCAGAAAGUUUACAGUGAAAAUCGGAAGCUAUGUUGUAGCCAAUAACCUUGAUUUAGUAUAGCGCUUUCCCGAGGAUGGCGCGGAAUGGCGCCAUCCUCGGGAAAGUCAACUAAGCAUCCACACGGGAACUGGGGAGUUCCACGUGUGGAUGCCAUUUUUGACAUGUGGGAUCCAAACUUCCACAUGUCAAAAUGGCAUCCACACGUGGAACUCCCAGUUCCCGUGUGGAUGCCUUCCUGGCUUUCCCGAGGAUGGCGCCAUUCCGCGCCAUCCUCGGGAAAGCGCUAUAGCUACUGCAGGAGCUUUAACAGCUUAUGAUAUAUUCACAGAAUUCACGCUUUCAAGUGGCACAGUUUCAAUAGCCGGAAGCGCGAUAACAGGUGCUUAUACAGGUGACAAAUUGAUCGUUACUUUUAACCAAGUUUUGCAAAAUCCUCAACUUUCAGGACUAAUCAUAUACCCUAGACUCUAUUUAGAAAACUCUUUUCGGCCAAUAAUAAGCAUAUAUCCCUAAAAAAUUAAUAAAUUAGGAAUUUUGGCAGGAAAUUAUAUUUUUCUUUCUUUAUAAUAUAAAUUUGAUAUAAAAAAAUCCCUAUUCAGCCAAAAGAAUUAGUAAGUGGAGACUGCAGCGUGGCUGAUUACUGUAAUAUGUGCUAUCAAGCAAGAUGCAUGGUAUGCAAUACGCCAGCUUUGUCUUGCACAAUUUGCAUUGCUAAUGCUACUCCUGUCAGUGGAGUAUGCCAGUGUAAUGCAGGAUAUUACUGGGUGACAACAGCAAGAACGUGUGUUGCUUGUGAUAAUUUAUGUAUAUCUUGUAGCUCAGAUAAUUUUAUUUGUGCAACUUGUUCAGGCUCAAAUGUAUUAGUCUCAAGUGUUUGCUUAAGAGCUUGCCCAUAUGGAUUUGGCACAUCUUGCGCUUCAGUUUCAACAGCAAUUAUAAGCCAAAACUUUGCUGAUUAUUUUUUAGGAAUUUAUGGGGUAUUUAGAACAGGGACAAGCACAAGCAGCUAUUACUUUUUCAACUCUCCUGAAACAGAAGAUCCUAUCCCAGCUAAGAGUCGAGGGCUUUACUUUUCUGGAGGCUCUUAUCUUCAAACAACGGCUAUAGUUUAUAUUUCUCUAAAUUUUUCAAUUGGGAUGUGGGUUUGGAUAUUAUCUGGCUCAGGAGAUAUAUUGACAAAUAGUUCUGGAUAUAAAAUCACGAUAUCUGCAAGCGGAGUGAUGACAAUUAUAUUAGAAAGUAUAGCAGAAACAACGACUACAGUAUAGCUUGGAAGGGUUUUAGCCUCUCAUUAGAGAUUAUAGGACUCUUUUGUGGCUAGUCAAUAUAAUAAAUAUUUCUUAUUAAGCUUGAAAAUUCAGUCUUAAUUGCCGAAAUUAUGCAGGAUUAUCACUAAGACGAGCCAACAGGCUCGGCUUCUGAGCCAAUAAGCUCCAAACAAAGCUCAAAGUCUUCUCAAGCUAUAACAACUGCAGCACUUAACCCUUCAAAUUCAGCCUGAGUUUACAUUUCUUUUAUAGUCUCAUUUUCAUCAGCCACAACUUCUACAACAAUUGUCCCUUACCUCAACAAUUCUCCACAAGCAUCCGUAACAUCCAGCGGGUAUAUAUAUAGAGAUGCUAUCAAUAAUUAUUUAAUCCUUGGAAAAAGCUCUUUAACCAAUUUUUUAGGGUAUAUUUAUCAAUUUACUCUAUGAAAUGCAGCUGUUUCAAAUUUUAACACUCAAUACUCAGACCAAAUAUGUGGCACAGGGGCAGUCGCUAACUGUCUUUGGACAUGCCCAUUAUCUCAGUGAAUGAAUGGGGCAACGCCUACAAAUUGCAACUCAUGCACAAAUGGGUGUGUCAGAAAUGUAUCCUGCAAUGUUUGUUUUGACCCUCUUUGUAGUGUCUGUACAGGAUUCUUGACAGGCCUAUGCACACAAUGUGUUACUAAUGCAUCUGGGGCUCCUUCUUCUUGUGCUUGUAGUGCGGGAUAUAUUCUCUCUUCUGAUGGGUUUUCAUGUGUUCCUUGCUAUACAGGAUGUGCUUCAUGUACUGGGACUUCUUAUUAUCAGUGUAGCUCCUGCCUUUCAAGCUAUUAUUUAUUAAAAACAAUGUGUCUUACUUAUUGCCCUUCUGGAUAUACAGUUGAUUCAUCUGGGCAUUCUUGCAAUUUAUCUACAUCCAAUCCUUUAAGUAUUGCUUUCCAGAAUUUGAUUCAAUUGGACACAGUAAGCGGAGUUUCAGUAGGAUCUUCAAAUACAAAUAAAUAUCCGACUUGGGAAACAACUGAUCCAAUUCCUUCAAUUUAUAGAGGAUACUAUUUCUCAGGUAAUAAUUAUAUGAGCCUUGCAUCAUUUACGAUUAGUCCAUAUUUUUCUCUGCUAAUAUGGAUAAAGCCUCUAAGUGAUGGAUAUUUAUUUAUGAAGUUUGAUGGCACAACAAAGUAUUCUUAUGUUAGUAUAUCGUCUGGGAUCCCUUCGAUGAAUACUCUUCUAGCAGAUUCCAAUUUACUUAGUGUAAGUGGCUCUUCAAGUAUUUUAUCUGGGUGGCAUUAUAUAGCAUUUACAGGUGGCCUUUCAUCUGGGAAUACCGUUAUAUCUCUAUCAAUUGAUGGAGCUUCUAUCUCUUCAACUACUUCUGCAUCAUCCUCUUAUUAUAAGGAUCUUGGCGCACUUUACAUUGCGAAAGACACUACUGCAUCUGGAGGCUUUACUGGGUUCCUAUGAAGUCUAAAACUUUAUAAUGACAAUACCUAUGCAGCUCAAGAAUGGAAAACUUCAGGGUGUCCUAUCGGCUGUACUAUCUGUCCUUCCGAAUUGAAAUGUCCCGACAGCUGCCCUUUUGGACAAUUUUAUUCAAGUUCGUGCACAUCUUGUACAGGCUCAUGCCCUUAUGGGUGCAGAUCAACACUGACUUGCAGGCUUUGCAAGGAUAAAGAAUGUCUUGAGUGCACAGCUUUUGAUGGUCCUUGUACGUCCUGCAUAACUAAUGCAAGUAUCUCAGGUGCAACAUGUGUUUGCAAUAAUAACGCUUUUUGGGAACAAAGCUCAGAUGGGUGUCAAAUUUGUGAUAAUUUAUGCAGCCAAUGUCAAACAAAUAAAUACUUUUUAUGCUCAUCAUGUGGAUCGUAUUAUCUUGUUUCAAAUGUUUGUCUAAGAAGCUGCCCUUAUGGGUUUACAAGCCCAUGCGUUACAGUUGCAUCUCCUGUUAUAGAUGUAAGUUUAAUGGAGAAUUUCAAGGGAUUUACUCAAUCUUCACUACAGGACUUAGUUCAAGCUCCUACUGACCAAGCAUAA